Molecule: messenger RNA, 1648 nt
Organism: Coregonus clupeaformis (lake whitefish)
Lineage: Eukaryota; Metazoa; Chordata; Actinopteri; Salmoniformes; Salmonidae
Product: cholecystokinin receptor-like
Exons: 6
Coding region: 95-1456 (453 amino acids)
Biological process (GO): neuropeptide signaling pathway
Cellular component (GO): membrane
Molecular function (GO): neuropeptide receptor activity; gastrin receptor activity
Source: RefSeq, a predicted model, not a curated record
UCCGAACCGCAGUCACUCCAACCAACGGGCGAGGCGUAGCGGCACGGCGGGGUCUCCAAACUUCCCGCGGUGCAGUGAUUCUCUCAACUCCGGGAUGGAUUUACAAACCCUGAACGAGACCUCUGUGUUCUUGGAGUGUGUGGGAGCGCAAGGCGCUGCGUCAAACGGAACGGCGAACGCCAGCCUGGAACUCACAAACAUCACCACCUGUGGAAACGCGUACGUGGUCCUCAAACCGCAACAUGUCAAACAGAAAGAGGUGGACUCGCUGCGUAUCCUACUCUACUCGGUCAUCUUCCUCCUCAGUGUGUUGGGAAACCUGCUCAUCAUUGUGGUCUUGACGGUCAACAAGCGCAUGAGGACGGUAACCAACUCCUUCCUGCUGUCCCUGGCGGUCAGCGACCUGAUGAUGGCCAUCUUCUGCAUGCCCUUCACCCUCAUCCCCAACCUCCUGGAGGACUUCAUCUUCGGACCCGCCAUGUGCAAGAUAGUGGCCUACCUCAUGGGUGUAUCCGUGAGCAUCUCCACCUUCAGCCUGGUUGCCAUAGCAAUUGAGCGCUACAGCGCCAUCUGCAACCCGCUAAAGUCACGGGCGUGGCAGACCCGUUCCCAUGCCUACCGGGUGAUCACCGCCACCUGGCUGCUGUCCUUCAUGAUCAUGAGUCCCUACCCGGUGUUCAGCCACUUGGUCCAUGUCCCCCUGAAGGACAACAUCACCAUCGCACGCAUGUGUCGCCAUAUCUGGCCCCACAGGGAGGUGGAGCAGACCUGGAACAUGAUGUUGCUGCUUACGCUCUUUGUUGUUCCGGGGGUGGUGAUGAUCGUGGCUUAUGGACUUAUCUCCAGAGAGCUGUACCGGGGAAUCCAGUUUGAGCUGGGUCAGAAGUCAUCAUCCCCCGGUCUAAAGAAUGGCCUGACCGCCACUGUGUCUUGCGGCAGGGACGACGGCGAUGGUUGCUACGUCCAGGUCUCCAAGCGUCCACACUCCAUGGAGAUGUCCGCUCUGACAUCAUCUAUGGGGAGCUCUUCCAAAGUGGAGCGUGCCCGCAGCAACACCUCAGAGGCCAAGCUCCUGGCCAAGAAGCGUGUGAUCCGGAUGCUGGUGGUGAUCGUGGCUCUGUUCUUCCUGUGCUGGAUGCCCCUCUACUGCGCCAACACCUGGAAGGCUUUCCACCCAGCCUCUGCACACCGUGCCCUCUCUGGUGCCCCCAUCUCCUUCAUCCACCUUCUGUCCUACACCUCGGCCUGUGUUAACCCUAUUAUCUACUGCUUCAUGAACACUCGCUUCCGCAAGGCGCUGCUCGCCACCUUCGCCUGCUGCUGCCGCCCGCCCUGCCGACACCAAGGGCUGCGGGAUGGAGAGGAGGACGCCAUGGCUAUGGGGGUGUCCAUGUCCAGGUUUAGUUACACCACGGUCAGCACCAUGGGGCGUGCUGAAGGAGGGACCACUGACUGACUGAGGGACAGGGGGGACAUGGGGGGGAGACCAGAGAGAUAUGUUGUUAUGUGAUUGGUUUAGUCAUUUCUAUGGGGGAAAUAUUUAACCUGCAGUCAGUAAAUAUGGGGGAGAUUAGGUUUGGGCGGUAUCCAGAUUUUCAUACCUUCAUAUCGUUCCUGUACCAUACCGGGGUAUACGUUAUUACCGGCA